Molecule: messenger RNA, 555 nt
Organism: Ascochyta rabiei
Lineage: Eukaryota; Fungi; Ascomycota; Dothideomycetes; Pleosporales; Didymellaceae
Exons: 4
Coding region: 1-555 (184 amino acids)
Source: RefSeq, a predicted model, not a curated record
AUGGCUGGGGAGAGUCUUUCACUCGAUGUCACCCAACUUCCUGCUCAUAGCGAAGUCAAGGCUACUCUUACGAACCCGCUCUUCUUCCCAAGUGGAGGUUUCCUCGCAAAGUACUGCAGCCAUGCCUAUGCCUAUGCUACAAACGAAGGUAUUCGUGCACUGCCAGCUGUCCUGAAGGGGUCAGACAUGGUGACUUACGAGGUCUUCCAGUCGCUUGGCAUCCGAGUUCAGCUGCGUCCGGCACUGGACUACGGUCAUUGGGCAGAGGAUUUCGACGACUUUAUGGAAUACGAUCGUAUCGGCAAAAGACUGACCGAGCCCAUUGGAAGCAACGAGGGUGGUUAUGAGGACUGCGAUGCUGAGACGAUUUUCGAGUACUUUCCGCAAGACAAGCUUCAUGUGAAGUGGCUGAACAAACCAGUUACAGACAACGCGAACAUGCAGUAUACGUUCCUUGCCUAUGGUAAUCAAGCCGAGCUCAACUGGUCAUACAGCUAUUGUGUGCUGCUCAUGCGCAUUCCGUCAUACUCUGAGCGUGUUCAGUCCACCAACUAG